AAAAGGGGCAGUUUGAACAUUACCAAAAAAAAAAAAAAAUCACAACUGGGGAUCUUGCUGCCGUAGCUUGCUUGCUCCUUGUGACAUUGAGGUUGAGGAGCAUCACGGGAUAGGCUUUGAGGCCUGCAGGUCAUACUCUGACUUUGAACGCAGGUUGCGCCUUUGGACUUUCGCCUUUCUCCUGGUAUGAGCUCGAUUUCCCUUCGCCUGGCGGCUUCAACUGCCCUCUUAAUCGCUCGUUCCCCAUAUCCAAUGGUUGAGGAAGGCAAGCUCCCCGUACCCAUCUUUCUUGCAAUUAGCUGUACCUCGCGUCUUCUCCCUUCUCCGAGUUGCUUUCGACCUCGACCCACGAAGGCACUGAACGUUGAGAAACUCCGGCGGAAGAGCGAGCCAUCGUUAGCCAACCCCGCCGGAGUUCUCGUCGGAGUUUUCCGUUUCGUAGUAGCCGUUCUUGGGCCGACCGGAACCGGAGAAAAUGGCCACGCCAGCGGACAUCCUCUGUACUCUGUUUUCGGGCUGUACCGCCUGUACCUCUCACAUAACUAUUACUUUUUUGGGCUUAAAUAGCGUAGACGGCGGCCCAACAAAGUUGUGUGGGCUCAGGUCCAAUACAAGACAAUACAGGUCUGGCCUGCCUCUAGUUUUUGGUUUAUUCAUUUCUUUGUAGGCAAACAGACCUUCUCGCCGUUUCUAGGUGUUCAAGCGUCUUCUCACGAGCAUCGAGGCAUUGCUGGAAAGAGGGUAUUAGAGGAGCAGUAGAGCUUGAGAAAGAAAUCUACACCAAACAUGGAAAUUUACAGCAAUACCGGUAGCGUUGGUAAUGAACAAAGCCAACAAAUUGUUGAUGUGCGCUCGGUGGUCGAAGCUAUCUCCAUCGACGGCAAUACCGACACCCCUCUCUAUCAGGUUGAAAGUCUCUGCAUGCGCUGCGGCGAGAAUGGAAUAACAAGGUUUUUAUUGACUUUGAUUCCACACUUUAGAAAGGUCUUGUUGUCAGCCUUUGAAUGUCCUCACUGUGGCGAGAGAAACAAUGAAGUUCAGUUUGCUGGUGAACUCCAACCUCGAGGCUGUUGUUAUCAUUUGGAAAUCCACUCGGGCGACCCUAAGCUUCUUAAUCGACAAGUUGUAAAAUCUGAAUCAGCCACUAUCAAGAUUCCUGAACUGGAUUUCGAGAUUCCUCCAGAGGCACAGCGUGGCAGUUUGUCAACAGUUGAGGGGAUAUUGGUAAGAGCUGCUGAUGAGUUACAGGCUCUUCAGGAAGAGCGUAAGAAAGUAGAUCCUCAGACAGCCGAAGCAAUAGACCAAUUUUUGUUGAAACUACGAUCUUGUGCGACGGGAAAUUCAUCCUUCACCUUUAUCCUGGAUGAUCCUGCUGGAAACAGCUUCAUUGAGAAUCUGUAUGCUCCUUCCCCGGAUCCAUCAUUGAGUAUUAAGUUCUAUGAACGAACUCCAGAGCAACAAGCUGCAUUGGGUUAUCUCGUUGGCUCAUCACAGGUGCAAGAACCUAGUGAUGGGCCACCGGCAGAGGUCUCAAGUAGCACUGUGGAUCAAACAGGGGCUCCACAUGGAUCAGUUGGAGCCACAGCUGGCCAUCGGGCCAUUGCUCAGAGCAACAGUGCAGAAAUUGCCGAAGCUUUGUUUCGUUACUCUGCGCCAGAAGAGGUGAUGACUUUUCCUUCAACAUGCGGAGGAGCUUGUGGUGCUAGAUGUGAGACACGAAUGUUCGUCACAAAUAUUCCAUAUUUCCAAGAAGUGAUUGUCAUGGCGUCCACUUGUGAUGCUUGUGGCUACCGCAAUUCUGAGUUGAAGCCUGGUGGACCAAUUCCUGAAAAGGGAAAGAGAAUCACUCUAUGUGUGAAGAACGUUAAUGACCUAAGUCGUGAUGUGAUAAAGUCAGAUACUGCUAGUGUUGAAAUCCCAGAACUUGACUUGGAGUUGGCUAGUGGCACUUUAGGAGGAGUUGUCACAACAGUUGAAGGUUUGAUUACAAAGAUUAGUGAAAGCCUUGAGAGGGUGCAUGGAUUUACUUUCGGAGACAGUCUUGAGGAAGAUAAAAAAAGCAAGUGGCUAGACUUCGAAGCCAGGCUAAGCAAGCUUUUAAGCGUGGAAGAAUCAUGGACACUAAUUCUUGACGAUGCAUUAGCAAAUUCUUUUAUUGCACCCUCAUGUGAUGAUAUCAAAGACGACUAUCAGUUAAAAUUUGAGGAAUAUGAGAGGUCCUGGGAACAGAACGAAGAACUGGGACUAAAUGAUAUCGACACUUCUUCCGCAGAUGCUGCUUACAAUACUGGAGCAUAAACACAUUUCUUGGUGUUCUCUUUGCAACUUUUCUGAGGAAACCUAACUUAUAUGGUAUCUCUGUUGUAACUUCCAGUCUUUGAUCCUUUGCUUGCAUCAUGAUUUUGCACACAGACUUUAGAAAGCAGGACAUGUGAAAUUCUUUUUGCUAAUUAUACCAGAACUUUAGUUGUGCAUCA
This is a messenger RNA of Tripterygium wilfordii, 2477 nucleotides long. RefSeq names its product zinc finger protein zpr1. Gene Ontology annotation, molecular function: zinc ion binding. The transcript has 16 exons. The record is from RefSeq and is a predicted model, not a curated record. Bases 787 to 2298 code for a protein of 503 amino acids. Lineage: Eukaryota; Viridiplantae; Streptophyta; Magnoliopsida; Celastrales; Celastraceae. Gene Ontology annotation, cellular component: cytoplasm; nucleus.